Hordeum vulgare subsp. vulgare (domesticated barley) is the source of this 1492-nucleotide messenger RNA. Its product is annotated as protein SRG1-like. The record is from RefSeq and is a predicted model, not a curated record. The transcript is spliced from 4 exons. The coding region runs from base 248 to 1321 and encodes 357 amino acids. Lineage: Eukaryota; Viridiplantae; Streptophyta; Magnoliopsida; Poales; Poaceae.
AUCUUCAGCUUGACGCGCGCGCAGCCCAUCCAGAGGGCGCCGCUGUCGCGGCGUGCCCCGAGGCAUGGAUCACGAUCCUAUCCUGUUCGCGCGCCCAACUGCCGCUGUCAUCUGCCCGUCUGCCUCUUCAAGUCUCGGGUAGCUUACAGCGAGGGCCAGCCAAAGUCGGGCUUCCAAACCUCCAUCAGAACUGCAAGAGUGGGAGCUCAACACAAACAGCAGUAACAACGAAACCAAGCAGGCAACCAUGUCAUCAUACGGCCAACAAUUCAAGAUACGCGAGGUGCCCCCGAUCGUGCAGGAGCUGGUGGCCGAGGGCGUGCAGGAGCCGCCGGGCCAGUACGUGGUCCCCGAGCAAGACCGGCCCGCCGCGGCGGUCUCGGAGAUGCCCGAGCCCAUCCCCGUCGUCGACCUCAGCCGGCUGUCCGCCGACAGCCCCGACGAGCUCGCCAAGCUGCGGUCCGCCUUGGAGAACUGGGACCUCUUCCUGGCUGUUGGACAUGGAAUGGAGCCUGGCUUUCUUGCCGAGGCCAUGAAGGUCAUGAGAGAGUUCUUCAAGCUCCCGCUGGAAGAGAAACGGAAAUACUCCAACAUUGUCGACGGCAAGAAGAUGAGCUGGGAUGGAUACGGCAACGACUUGGUCGUGGUGGAAAAUCAGGUCCUUGACUGGAACGACCGGCUCAGCCUCCUGGUGGAACCCGAGUCAGAGAGAGCCUAUGCACUGUGGCCAACACAACCACCUUCUUUCAGAGACAUUCUAUGUGAGUACACAGUCCGGUGCAGAGGGGUGGCCAACCUUAUCCUGCAAAAACUAGCCAAGCUACUCAAUUUACAGGAGGAAUACUUAACAACCAUGCUGGGCGAGAAGUCCUUAACCCAAGCUACAAUCAACUACUACCCUCGGUGCCCCAAGCCAGACCAUGUCUUGGGCCUUAAGCCCCAUACCGAUUCUUCGUUGAUCACUGUCAACUUCGUUGAUGUUGAUGUCAGCGGGCUCCAGCUCCAGAAGAAUGGCAUUUGGUACAACGUGCCCAUCGUCGCAAACGCAUUGGUUGUGAACAUGGGGGAUUUAAUGGAGGUAGUGAGCAAUGGGUUCUUCAAAAGCCUGAUGCAUAGGGUCGUGACCAAUGCGGAGAAAGAACGCUUGUCGUUGGUGAUGUUCUAUGUUUUGGAUCCUGAGGCGGAUAUUGAGCCGGUACCAGAGCUGGUGGAUGAUAAGAGACCUAGACGAUACAAGAAUAUGAAGAGCAAAGACUAUCUAGAGAAAUUCUUUGACACUUAUGCAACAGGGAAGCUAGCCAUAGACUCCAUGAAGAUCUGAAAAUGAAUCUAGUGUGAAUAAGUUCGGUGAGUACAAUGUCUAUUCUACCGUUUCCCCCGAUUUAUGUGUGUGCGUGUGUGAACACCUUGAUGUAAACCAUGAAAUAAAACUUACCCGUCGUGUGCAACACGUGGACCAAAUGAUUGAAGGAUGGUUUCUUGUUUGUAUGUA